Pocillopora meandrina is the source of this 20978-nucleotide messenger RNA. NCBI's taxonomy places the organism in Eukaryota, Metazoa, Cnidaria, Anthozoa, Scleractinia, Pocilloporidae. The record is from the annotation of a GenBank genome assembly.
UUCAAUUUCAACCGAGUGAGGUUGAUGGUUUCCUCUUUGACGCUUUAAGAAAACUUUGCGUGAAGGUGUACCUAUUCUGUUACCGACACCCUACUAAGUAAAGGAAGCUUUUCACCGUGGAUGAAUCUGCGGGGUUUUUGGUGGCACAUCAUAGAAAAUCUCCUUUAGUAGAGACUGUGGUGGGAAAUGUAAAAGCACCGCGGAUUUCAAUCAAAUAUGGCGUCUAUUAAUAUUAUGAAUGCUUUGAUUGCAAUAUGUUUGGCCUUAUGUGGAUUGUCGCUGGGACAAGAUCAAAAUAGCCAAGAAUGUUUAACAGCCAAGCCCUGCAUUUGUUCUGGAACAAGAGUUAUCUGCAAGAGUCGUCAACUUCGCUCAAUACCUGAGGGGAUUCCUUUGCAAACGACCUCAUUGUGAGUAAAACGGUUUCUUGGUUCUUGCUAGUUUAUGUGCUGUCUUUUGUUGAGUUGUAAGCGUACUCGUCGGCGAUUUAAAAUCUCUUAAGUCACUCCUAACGAACUUUUUCUCAACAUCUCAUGUUUAUCGGUUUUGAUAAGAUAUUUCGGGCUACUCUUUAUCUAAGGUGAAUACCUUGUUACCUACGAAUGGCAGUUUUUGAACCGAGGGAUUUUUCACGGUGUCACCUUACAACUAGAAAAACACCAUGAACGGGGAGCUGGUUUGAUAGAGGUUUUGCACUUUUCUGUUUACGAAGUCUUGAAUGAAGAAAGAUUCGAUUCGCGUGAGAGUUUUCGGUUGCAUCUAUAAAAUAUGUCGAAAAAGAAUGCAGGUAUGAGAGAGCAUUGCUUUGAACUGGAAUCGAACACGUCAUGUGUUGCUUCAAAUGUCAAAUUGUCAAGCGACGAGUUUACGAAGGAAUGGUGAAUGUGACGUGCCCAUGUGUCUGAUAUAUUUUUAAGUAAGCUUAGUUGUUUCUUUAGAAAGCGAGUGGAUUUCCUCUGUUGUGCUAAAACUCCAUAAAUAAGUGACAUAUUGCAAACGAAUUACAGCAUGAUACGCGUACUUCCAAUUGAUAAUGUGUCAACUAAACCGUCUCUUUGAAAGGUUCUCCUCUAUUGUUAUCUUUGCUUCGUUAAACAAAUAACAAGGUCUUCAAUAAACUGUGAACUCGAUAUUUCAUUCAUUGUAAAGUAAAUUUCUAUGCUAUCCAGUAACUAAAAUUUAUUUAAGGCGAAAUCCCAAGGAAGGAAUCAUCCGUGUCUUGUUUAGGUUGCGAUCGAGAUAUUGACAUAUGUGCAUUACUCGCAAAUUAUGUACAUAUUGGGAAGGUUUCCCGCCGUGUUCUUGCGACAUAAAUCAAUUUGAAGUUUUUUUUUUUAUUUUUUUAUUUUUAACUGGGAAUUGCAAUUCUUGUUUUUACCGUUAUUUAGGGACGUUCGUUGCGGCAGGUUUCAUGCUGCAAACUCAAAAUUCAAUCGUAGCGUUCGCCACCGCACAUUGCGCUAAAGCCAUAUUAUUCAAUGUGGACUAAUAAGAAAUAAAAAGUAAACAGCAUGAGAGAAAUAUGUUACAUUUGUCGUUUUUAUGGUCUAAUAUUCUGACCAGAACGCGCACCUUCUUCAGAAAUCGUUUUCAGGCUAGAUAUUCAAUUAAUUCACUAUCUUAUGAAAGGGAAUUUUCCGUCGUCUAUCGACAAUUAUUUCGACUGAAGCAAAUUUAUUAAAUUAGUGUCUUUGUUUUCCUGUGCUUUACAUUGUUUUUGUUUUGCCGUGAGAACGCCGUUCAUUGGCAUAAUUAUUCUUUUCUUCAAUUUCCUUAUUUAUGGACGAUUGGAUUCUCUUUACAUUAUGUUGGUAGUGUUUGAAGCGCUCGCUCCCUUGUGUUGGUUUGUUGUUGUGUACAGUGCACGCUUUCUUUCCCGAGGCUGAUUUCUUACGCGUUUGUAGCAAAAUCUCCUGCUGUUGUAUUUAUUUAAAUUGUGCUUUGAAAAGAUCGUGAUUAAAAAUUCCAAUUUUGUAACUAUCUCAACAACCUACUGAAUGGGCGAUGCUAUAAAACUUCUUCUACCUAUGCGAGUGAAUUUUGAUGUUUUGAUAUGAUUUUGUGUCAAUGCUCUAAUCGUCGAGAGACCUGAUAGAUCAAUUUAUUAUCAUUGAAGAGGAUCGAGAAGUUAUAGAUGCUGGAAAAUGUGUUUUUUGUUAUGCCCCCAGGCCACAGAACAUAAUAUGCAAAUUCCUCAUCAAAUGUAGACCCCCUACUGAUGAAUUGGUGGGAACAGAGCUUUCCCUUUGUGGUCUUCGUCCAAAAAUUUAUAUCAGAACGUAAGGGAGUGGCUACAAAAAAAUAUAUGUUAUCCUUUUGAUUCCAGCGAAUUUUUUGUUUGAGUUUAUAUCUGUGAUGUUUCAAGAAAACGUAAACUUUAGAUUAGCCUUUACUCUCUCAGAAUUUGCAAGUCGAGCUUGAUUCUUAUCAAUUUUUAUGAGACUCUCAAUCACUGUGAGAAAUAGUAUACAAAGUAGACUGAAAUUCCAGGUGCUUUUAAUUACAUUAUUCAGACUUAAAGAAUUAGUGGAGUGAAGGAAGUUUCAGCCUUGUUUCAGAUAUCAUGCUUAAGCUCAUACUGUUUGUGUGGAGGCUCACAAUGACUGUGUUUUAUUUUAUACUUGUAGAAUGUAUGUUAUGUCUCUUCUCUAGAUGGUAGUUUUUUUCUAUUUCUUGGUACAGGUAGAUAUGGUUGUGUCAUUUUCAUUGAGGGGUAUGGUUUGAUUCAUUCAGUCUUUCUCUUUGAGAUAAACCAGUCAGAAAGUACAGCUUAUACUGUUGUAUCUUAUUUAUGACACACAGUACAACUGUUUGACUGCUUUGCUUAGAUACCUGUACCUUUGUCAACAGUGUAGAUGGAAAGUUUUCUUUCAAUAGGGAAGAGAACUGGUGAUUGGGUUAACCAAAUGCAAUAGGAUAUGUAGUGCAUUUACCCUUGACUGAUUGUUUCUCUGGUGACAAAUUGUAAUUUUUGCACAAAUAUGAUCAUUGAUAUGCAGAGUUCAAAUGUGCUACUGAAAGAGUUGCCGUGUUUCAUUUCACUAAUAUUAUGACCCACAUCAGUUUAGAAAACUUUUUGCCAGUGUGUAAUUUUUUAUGAUGAAGCUACAGUACAUGCACAACCUAAGCUGUUAUAGGUGACCUUUCGCUAGAGGCAGACAAAAGUGACUUUAAAGGACACUUGCUGCCUUACAGGAGAAUGGAAGUGGGAUUUGAAGUGAUGUUAGCAACAUUUUAUACCUGCCAACUUAUGCUAGUGAACUGUGCAAGAUUUCUCUUACUGGAUCUGAUCUUAUCUGUUGGAUGUUAGAAUGCAUUUUGCAAAUUUUGCAAGACGGUUUGAGGAGUAAGGACUGAGUUUUUAAAUGUUCUCCCUUCUGUAAUCGGGAGUGCCAUGUGUGGGAAGUGAUUAUUUAUUUAAGACUUUUCUCCCUUGAACUGGUACAAGUUUAUUUUAUCAAACUGGUUUGUAGGCCACAAGCUUGGGUGUGAUCAAACUUUCUGAUUUACAGUUACAAGAAUCACACUUGGUAUGUGCAAGUGUGCAGUUGCAACUAUUAGUGAGAUAAAAUCUUGCAUUGUAUACAAGAGGAACACUUGGAUAUUUAUUUUAUUGUUUGCAAGUAGAUACACUAAGAAGCAAUAGAUCUUUGGAGACAGCACAAAGUAUAUGUAGGUCAUUUAAACAAGUAGUGCUACUGAUUGAAUGUCUUACUUUGACGCCUGUGAAAGUGUGUUUUGAAUGUUUGGAAAAUGAAAAGAAUCAACUGUUCUACUUUCAUUUGUUUCGUGGGAUACUCUUUGGAUCAAGGCAUUACAAUGUCCUUGAGUGAUAUGAUAGGUCACAUUUGGGAUAUAUUUUUUUGCUUGAGCAAAGGAAUUUUGUUCCUGUUGAAAAUCUUUUCCAUUUCAUUGCCACAGUCUAUGUUGAAAAAAGCUUGUUGUUGCAUGUUGGAAUUAAGAGCAACCAUGGAUUAGUUCUUGACCUAUCAAGUGGAACUUGAAUGUUUAGACAUAACAAGAGCUUCUAUAAUUUGCUUUGUGACAGAUUACUGAGCAAUGAAUGUAACAGUGAACAUGCAACAACAUACCAAGGGUGCUAAGCCAAUCACGGUGGCUUGUGUGUUCUUGUUGGUUCUUUUCCUCCUCAAUUUGAAUUGCGUCAGUAGACAUUUGAACUUCUCCUUGAUCAUAUCCUCUUUUCUUUUUUCCACUCAUAUGUUACCCAGCAACAGGAAAAGGUUGUUGUAAUUUCAGGCCACUUAGCUAGGGUGUGACUUGGGACAUCAAGCAGUCGGUACAUUUUAUAAUACCCUGGCAUCUUUGUCAUUGAACAAAAUAUUUUUUAUUGUCUAACACAAGUAAAUUGUGAACAAUUUAGGAAAGUUUUACUGGAAGAGUUAUUAAGCAUCAAUGUAGUUAUGAUCAAAUUGUCAAGCCUGGCAAGUUGAAAUGAAAUUCUUGAACUUGAGUUUUGGGUUUAACAUUUAUUUCAGUGUGCUUCUGGUAAAUUCUAACUAUUUAUAGGUUUUAUUAACUUAUAACUAUUUUAAUAAUGUAUUUCUGAGCAGAGUAGGGUACAAUGGCUUUGUCAAAGAAUUUGAUACACCCAUUGGCUUGAAACAGGGCUUCAGCCUACUGGAAAUUAAACUGAUGACUACCAUUCUCAGAUGUGUCCAUCAUGAGUUAUUAAAAAAGUUUGCUUGUCAGAAUUGCAAAUAUUAGACAGUUGAUUGAUAAUUUUGAAUAAAAAUUGCAAGUUUUCAAGAGAACAACCAAUGUAUUGACUGUCAGUAAAUAAGUAAUAAUUUUGGUCUCAAUAUAUGAAAAUUUCCUUACUCUCAAUAUUGGUCAUAGUUCAAUGUAGUCAAUAUAUGAGACAAUUUACACACUGAGGUAUUUGAACCCUAUUUUCAAAACAAUUAAGCUCAUAUUAGAUGUGAAUUUACAAUGGUCAAGUACCUGUAAUAUUGUCGAAAACAACAAAGAAAAAAAAAAUGUGUGUUUAACAAUACAACUUACUUCUCUAGAUCAACAUUUCAGAGUAAUGAAGGGAUUGAUUCACUUCAUGAUAGCCUUUGUACCACAUCUUUUGAAAAAGUGAACAGAGAUUAUUGCAUUGGGAAAUAUUUGUUAAUACAGUACAUGACCACAAGUUCCUGUACUGAUUACAAUGCGUGUUUUAUGCCUAACUAGUAAUUCGCUUUUAAUUUAAAUUUUUCUUUCUCCAAAAGUUUAUGAUUGAAUAAGAACUGUAAAUAAGGUAUUGUUGGUACAGAACUUUGUUACUUAAGAUAGUCUUCACAAAUCUUCCAAAAUUUUAAAUUAUCUAGAUCCACCAUCUCUUAGAUUGGCUUCCCUUUUUUUGUUAUAAAUGAAUCAAAGAUCAUAGAUCACAUAAUAUUAUUUUUACCUCAAGUUGCAUGUGACCCUGUCAAUUUUAUAUGUUUGUAAUUAUACACUUUUGUUUUUGAUUGUGGACAAAGUAGAGAUAAAUUGGUUUUUUGUUAAAUUUGAAUCCUGGAAAAGUUGAACAAAGUGCAUAUUAGUUCUAGGCACCGUGUAAAUGAAAUGUAGCCCCUUUGGAACAUCUUUACAUAGUUUACUUUCAAACAGUAUAAGAAGCUGUGUAACAUUAUGGACGUCUCCUUUCUCUUCCUGGCUUUUUUAUCUCUCUCUUUUUUUUAAUGGAGCACAGGAGAAAAUCACAGCGAACUUGGCCCUGAUGGAAACUUGUGGUACACCUGAAUGAAUUGUCGAUCGAAACAUCAUCAACAAACUGAUAUGUUUUUGUUCUGUUUUGGUUACAAGCAUUGAUGUCAUACUAUUGCACAGAGGAUCAUGAAAUUUAAUAUGAGAAAGAACACUGAACUGCUGGCACUUUGUAACAAAAUUGAAAUGUACUAUAUAGUUAUCUUUUGCUUAACGUAGCUCAGAAAGAAACUCGUUAGUUGUUUUUCAUUGUAUGUGUAGUGGAUAUAUUUUCUUAAGACAGGAUACAUCAGGCAGUUAAACAAAGAGAUGCUUGUUAUGACUGUGUAAUGUUCUGCCAGGUACCUACCACACACAUUUACCCACCUUGAAAGCAGUAAAUCAAUUUUCUGUGUUUACUUGAGCUGUGCUUGCAAGAAAUAGGAAGUUUAUAAAUCAAAAAUUUUGUUUUUAUUCAGCAACUUUGAAACACAAAUUUCUAAUCCUUACAAUAAUUUUUUUGGGAACUUAGUAGACCUCUGUUCCCAUUAAAUGGAACACAUUUGGUUUGUUUUUUUUCCUCUUUAUUACCAUGUCCUGGCUCCAAUAUGAUGUCAUUUUCAUGCUGGAAUGACUCUCAGGAAAUGCCAUAUUUGACCAUUUUAUUUUCAUGCUUUUCUGUCUACUGGUAGUAAGAAAAUAUGUUGUAAACUGCCAGCUUGUUGUAGCCUUAGUUUUAAGGUGUGCAAAAAUGUAAUGUCAUUUAAUUUCUCAAUUCAUUGAAUCAGUAGUUUGCGAAAUAAUGGUAGUUGAUAUUGUAGCUGUGUUCAUGCUCAAGUUGUUUACGUGGCACAUAGCCCAGUUGUACUUAGGAGAUUUAAGUGUUUAUAAUCUUAUUCUUAGCUGUAGUCUGUAUCAGAUUUUCUUCAUCAAAGGCAUAUCAUCCACUUUGGGUUUUUUUUUGGUUGUGGAAGAAAGGGAACCUGGUUUGAAGGUUCAUUUUUCUGGAUGUUCUUUGUGGGCUUAAGUUUGUAAAUUACUGAGUACUCUUUUGUAUUCAAGAAGUCAAUAUUCUUCAUGGAGCCUUACUAGGUGACAAGCAGUUUGAGAUUUGUUUGAAAAUUUUCUAGAAGGUUCCUGAUGUAAGGUACUUCUGUUGUAAUUCUGAAAGCAUCUCAUCUAUUGAAUAAAACAUAUGGUAAUGUUGUGAAAAGGUACAACACACAUAUAACUUGGGAGAUGGGGUGUUCAAGUAGGAAUUUAGAGAUGAAAUUUUCCUGUUUGAACUUAGAAGGUGACAUGGAUGACUGAUUAAAAAUCUGUAGGAUAAUGUAUCCACUGCACAUGUAUGCCUACACGGAAAUUGAUUUGAAGACUGUAUGACUUCUUUGAAUGGAACACCUGAUAGAUUGUAGGACCUCUACAUUGAAUUGAUUAGAUUAUAAGGAGCAGGAAUACCUGUUGUAUUUCACUUUCUUGUUCAUCUUUUUUUGUGUAGGGCAAAAUUGUUGAUAGUCUCAACACAUUUACCCAACUAUAAAACUUAGACCUAGUAGACCUUUUCUUCUGAGACAUUCACUCCUUAAAUGUAAACUUUUUUACCCAUAAACACCUCCAUAUUACAAGAGAUAACAGUUGCAUUCCACUGGAUAGACUGGACACUUCCAGCUUAAAUUCCUCAACCCAGCCUGGCAAGGUUCAAACUCCUAACCCCUAGGCACAGGUGACUUUCAAAUCCUUCAAAUCCUCAUUUGGGGGGUGUGGAUAGGAGGGUUGAAUGUUGAAGCUUUGAAAUGAUUGGUGUCGCAGAACAUGCUCCUUAGUAAGUUAUUGUUUAGGUUGGCUCAACCUUACUUCCGCUGACAUUCUCUUUUAAUCUAUUUUUUCAGGGAUCUUAGUUAUAAUCAGCUGGUGACCUUGAAUAUUUCGCAGCUUUCAAGACUAACAGACCUUCAAGAGCUGUAAGCCUUUAGAAUUAAUCUUAUAUUUGGUUAUAAUUUACAGUAUCCUAAAUCGGUUUCCUUCUUAUCCUUUGCAAGUAAUCGUCCACAAACCUAAGCUAUUUGUUUAAUGAUAUCAUUCAUUGAACAUUUUGAGCCCAGUAGUUCUUUUAUGUCAAUAAUAGAUGAUUAAUAAUGGUUAAUAGAAACUAUUUUUUCACAUGGUCAGUCAUGAAUUCACAAGAGGCAAGACUUUUGAAGUUGGCCCAUCAGCAGGAGGAUUUACCCUCUGUUCCUGUGCUUGAAACAACACACUUAUAACAAAGGGUGUAAUAUGAAAAUUAUUUGCCAGCCCACUCUUUAUCCAUUGCAGAGUUCUUGACAUUUUGUCCUUCUCUCUUUUAUCAGUCUUCUUCAUGAAAAUCGGCUCAAAGAAGUUCCACCAUGGCAGGCUUUACCAUCUUCCUUGAUCCGCUUGUCUUUGUGAGUAUUAAAUUUAAUUUUUGUAACCCUGUGUACACACUCUAUGAAGUCAUCCUUCGCAACUUUUCCGGAAACUCAGCUAACUUAUUACCUCCCUUCUGUGGAUACUUAAAUUCAAGGGACACUUUUGUAGGGUGCGUCUAUGUGGAGGUUCCUUGGUAUUCAAUGGGCAAUAAGUUAUGAAGUAAAGUUACGGCUUCACUGUGAUUUUCCUGUAGUGCACUGAAAAGCAUGUUGUAAAUCUAGGUAUUUAGCAGCAUAUUCAAGGAAUUACAAGGCUAUAUAAGGCUCAUGCUUCAUUUCAUUCUACUCAAACAAGGGUUUAAUCAUUGGUUCAGUUGACCCAUCCUUAUUGACAAGUCAAUGACCAACAGUAUUUUUGACAUACUUCUUCAGAUCUUUUGAAAGAGGAAUACAUUACAGAUUCAAGAAGUGAACUGCAGAUUGAAAACUUGACUUUUAAGUCUGGGGGGAAAAAAUAAGUGUCUGAGAAAAUAGCAUUUUUCACUUUACCUUUGCAGGCAUCACAACAAAAUAACGUCCAUCCCAUCACAAAAUGUCACAAAGAGACUAUCUUUACAAUAUCUGUAAGUAUAUUUGUGGCAUUUACAUUCAAACUGCAUGUUUGCAUAGGAGUAUAACUAAGCACUUACCAUUUAGUUUUUAGGGUGAACCUCUCAGCAAGUGACACCCAUUUAAGGCAGAUCACUUAUAAGCUAUCUAGAAAGGAAAACGUAUGUGGAUACCUUCUGUUCAAUCCUUAAACACUAUUCUUUUGAAGGUGAAAAAAUCUCCUCCAUGUUCUCUCUUGAUUCCAGUGCUGUUUUCAGCUAGAAAGCCUUACAUAUCAUUUGUAGAGCUUUAUUGAGAGAAAAAUAGAAGUCGUUUAUCUACCAGUGCUAUCAAUAAUAGAUAUUUAUCAAUAAUUCCCAAAUGGGAUAACAUCAUGCCAUACAGAUAUUGAUAUAUAAAAUAACUUAAAGAUCACACUCUCAUGUUUUUGCUUCCUGUUUUGUUCCAGGUUUCUGAGCAGUAAUAAAAUUUCAUACAUUGGGCCAAAUGCCUUUGCUAAUCUCACCUCAGUGCAGUCAUUGUGAGUAGUGAAAGUAGUGAAAGUGAUCCACUACCUUGUUAAAAUUGUUAUCGUAGUUGUGGCAGAGGUAGUAGAAGGAUGCUAAGGAUAUUUGUCGAGACCAAGUGAAUUUCCCUAGGGAAUUGAUUGUUGUUCAAUUUGAUUUGAUUACCAAAGUCUAUAGGCAAGUAAAGGGUAGAAAAACUCAAUCAGCCAUCCUAUGCCUCUCAGAUCAUAAAUGCUCACUCCAUGCCAAAUUGUUUUUGUGAAGCAAUUUCUUUCACAUGAAGUGACCAUGUCACAUGUUCACUAGUUUCUGUAGUUGAUUGCAAUGUCUAUGAAUCAAAUUUGAUGCAUAAGGACCUCCAAAUAGAUUGCGCCAUCAGUGUUAUUGAAGACUUAGGAUGAUUGAAUGAAGUAACUUUGGAAAUUUUGAUACCCUAUAAUUUAAAUUGGAUGGAAGAGGUGGCAGCAUGAACUAAACAUGAUUUUGUAUGACAUUAAUGAGAGUCGGGCUAUUAUGUUGUAUUAUGAAUAAAAUGUUCAACAAAGCUGCAAUGUCUGUUUAUCACAGGAAACUGAGCCGAAAUAGGCUGACAUCCAUUCCAGUUCAGGCCUUGAGUCAGUUAACCUCAUUAAAAAAACUGUAAGUCUCUCAUUUGUCAGUUAUUUAAUUAUUUGUGUUGUUUUGAAUAAGAUUCUUAUCACAUUGCUGCAUCUGCUUUAUAAAGUGAUUCAAAUGACAGGUUAUUGCCCUUCUGCUUCCUGUGGGGAAGAAAUUAUAUCAUGUUAUGUUUCAUAACUUACUUAGACCCAGAUCUUAUCACAGAAGCUGUCUGAAGCAAAAUUUUUCAUCAUUUUUUCUUUACAGCUGUGUAAUUUUUCAUCUUUGUUACUUUGAUGAACAAAAUCACAUGAUAUUUCCUAAUUUUAAGCGAUACGCAAUUUGGACAUGUAGCUCUGUGGGAGGAUACUUGUAGUUCUGUUUAUACUCAAGAACCAAAUGUUUGGAUAGGCUUUAAAUACUUAAAAAUGUGGUUGAUGUAUUAAAAAGAUUUUUAGAUAGAUAAGGUUGAUGUGCUUUUCAUUUAAGUGUGAUAUCAUGUAACGGAGAAUAGUAGAGUUGAUGAAAUUAGAAUAAUCCUGGUUUGCAUUUUGGGUGUUAUUACGUAUUUCAUAUGAUUUCACUGUGUUUCCUUUCAGAGAUCUCACAAAAAAUUGGAUCAAUGCUGUUGUCAGUCCUUUGAAAAGUCUAAAGUCUGUAGCCAUACUGUAAGUUUUUCUUAUUCUUUGUUUUAAUAUUUCAUGAUCCUCAAAACAUUCUUUGCAUUUUUAUUCCAGAUUAAGGGAGUUUACUUUAGUGGAAUGAAAAUCUGGUCUUAUCAUGUUUAUCAGAUCACUAAAAAUCCUGUUAAAUCUCUCAGGGCACACUUUCAGCCACAAGCUGGUGUCUGUUUGUUUCCUGAGCUCCAUGAAGAAAAGACAUUUUGCAAUUUGCUACAUUCCACAAAUAUUUCAGACAGUUAAUUGAAUUAGGGUUUGAGAAAAUGUAGGGAUUGAAUGAAGGAUGUACAGUUUUGAUAGGAAAAGUUUAAACAGCUUUAUACCACAAAGGAAAGAAAAUUGUUGGUUAUUUUUCAGUAGUCCCCUUAGACCCCUAGAAUAAUUUUUGAGGAAUUAAAUUGGCCAUCAGACAAGAAACAAGAAUAGGUCUACGCCCCUAAUGAAGUUUGUCUCGAUUACUUAAAUUUAUUCAUUACAAUUUCUAUGAUGUUAUGUACUUAUACAUGAAUGACUUGUAUUGCUCAAGGAUUUUAUUUUUUUUCAAUUCAGUAUAAAUGAACAAUAAAACCAAAACAACUUUCUGAUCUAUAUUCAUGAUCCCCUGGACUGGGUUUGUUUCAUGGGGAUUUAUCUCUAUCAGCAUUACACAACAAUCUGGGCUUUUUUUCCUUAAAUUGUUAUAAAACCAAUUUGUAAAUGCAUCUAAAGUAGACUGUUAAUUCCACAGUGUCUCAUUAGCCACUGCUGUAUGCAUUGCUUAUCAAAGCACAGAUCAGAUAUCUAUUUAAAAGCACAGAUAUCUCCUAUCAGAAGCUGUCUAUCUUAAGCUUAUUGUCAUGCUCUUAUAGCAUUUUGUCUCUUUCUUUCAUCAUUGCAGAAAGCUUUCAAAGAAUAAAAUCCAUACCAUAUCUAAUAAUGCACUCUGGGAGAUGUCCAAUCUGAGGGAAUUGUGAGUACAUCAGCUGAAAUUGUUAAUAUGAACUUGUGUGGGUAUUGUUAUUUGUGAUUUCAACAAAUUUUCUCACCUGUCUCUUGUAAGGUCUGGAAUUGUAGAGAUAAGGGGGUGGGGAGAUAGUCCAACCUCUUUGCAGUAUUUUACCCUGAAAAUUUAUUACGAAAUUCAUAACCUAUUUUUUCUCCUCUUCUGACUACAUGAAUACAUCUUCAAACUGUCAUUGGUGCCAAAUGUUUUUUCAUGGCUUGUAACCCGUUAAACUCCAAGAGUGAUUGACAUGUUAUUUCUCCUUACAUUAAUACUGCUGAAUCUUGCAUUAAAAUCAUAAGAAUAAAGGAAAUGGUUGCCAUCAGAAGCUUUGAUUGUUAAACAAAAUUCUCCUCUUCAGUCACAAAGGAAAUAUAUAGAGAAGAGUAUGGAGAAUAUGGAUACUGAUUUUAGGGCAUAAAGGGUUAACUGAAUAUCAAUUUUCUUUAGGUAUUUGGACAACAACAAUCUAACAUUCGUGGCUACACUGUGGUUCAUUGGAGAUGGCAACCUUCAUAAACUGUAAGUCUGUGUACCUUUAAGGUAUAGCGUUUGUUUCAGUGGAUGUUGAAAGAUAAAUGAUAUCUCUCUUACAUUUGCAUGAACCCUGUAAUUGCUUAGAGGAAUAGGCAUGUUAGAUUUUUUUCAUGUGCUACAGUGGUAGGCAGGGCUUUAGGAUAAUUUCUCAGUUGACUAUAAAGAUGCACACGCUUUGUUUGAUGGAGGAAAAUAUCAUAUCCUGCAAUGAUUACCCUGCCUAAUGUGUUGAUAGCAUGAAGGAUAAGUUUCAAAAUGGCUUCUUCAGGAUUGUAUAAAAUUGCAGUUGAUCAUAUAAUCACCUGAGUCAUUAUAUGGAAAAAUGAUUAUUUUUCUUUCUUGUAGUCGAGUAAUCCUCCCUGAUCAAUGUUAGGGAUUGUGGGAUAGUAGCUUUGUCACUUCAUCUGUGAUGAAUAAUUAUAUUCUAACUGAGGACACUGCCUAGAAGGUGUGCCUUUCUCAGAGUUAGCUAUUUUAAGGACAGGGAUUUUGAGGAGUAAAAGUGAAUGAAAUGGUAGAACAAUUUGCUAUGUGGCACAAAGUAAUAAUUCUUUUUCGUGAACAUGUCACCCAAUAAUGUUUAAUGUAUUUCCACAAUUCAAUUCAGUUAUGGACCUGUUAAAUGUAUAUUAAUUUUUUUAAAUUUUUUUUAUUUCUGAACCAGCUAUCUGAACAACAAUCGCAUCAGCAAGAUUGAAAAAGGUCCUUCCUUUGACUGGAGAACAGUUCUUCUUCUGGGGGAUUUGUAAGUUGGUUUUAGUUGGUUGUAUUUCAUCUUCUCUUGUGGAGUGUAACAAAUGAUAUCAAGUCACUCCUUGGUAUUGCAUACACCCAUCAUGGUUCUCUGUCCAUAACAACCAGUUCCUUCUUUUUCUCAUAGGAACCUGGCCCAGAAUGAAUUGUCCUACAUUCACAAGGACACAUUUGCCCAUCUUUUGACCCUGCAGAGUCUGUAAGUGUUCAGUUUGUAGUAUAUGACUUAAGUCAGCAACUUCAAUAGAGGCCUUUUUUUUUUGUAGAUGGCCAGGUUUAAUUCCUCAUACUGCUGUCCAUUGAGAUGUUUUUUUCCAAGAUUGGUAGUGCCCCUUUUGUGGUAACAGAAACACAAUGUAAUACCUUCAGCUUCUGAAACCCCCACAUUUAUGCAUAUGAAGUUUAGCCUGGUGCUCCACAAAGCAACUAGGGGUUUAACUACCUGCCUUCUGGAUGGGCUGCUAGUCUAUCUUGAUUGGAGGGAGUCAUUGAGAUUGAAGGUUAUUGCCCAAAAAAAAACAAAAAAAAAAACCAUGUUGCCCAAGCCCAAGUGACUUCUAAUUUGCUGGAUCUGGAUCUGGAUCUGAACCUCAGUGUUUCCUGUUAGAAAAUUGUGAAUUACAUAUGCUUUAACUAAGAUUAUCCCCCAUUUCUUUCCUUGCAGAAAUCUUGGCAAUAACCAGAUUUAUCAUGUGGAAGAUGGGGCAUUCUCUGACUUGAGCUCAUUGAGUGUGUUGUAAGUUUCUACCAUGCGCUAUGCAUUGUGGUCCUUCAACUUAAUGUGUUAAAGCUGAUUUUGUUACUUAAACUUUUCAAGAAAUAUUAGGUAAUGUUACCUGUUAACCCUUUAACUCCCAGAUCAAGUUUAUAAUUCUCCUUACUGUCAACCAUACAAUUCUUAUGAUGUUAGUUCAGAGAAUUAUCCUAAAUUGAUAUUUUUCUUUAUUCUCAUCACUUAUCUAGUUGAUAUUGUAUCGAUAUUGUAUGGAGAAAUUCUGUCUUGGUCAUUCAUGGGAGUUAAAAGAUUAAAUAGUGAAAGCCUUAACCUGAUAUCUGGGGGCACAGGUUUGAAUCCCAUCAAAGUCUGAAUUGUUUUAUUGCUUCUUUUCUUGACUUCCUCUGGAUGUAGUUCAUCUGCAGGGGUCAUUUCUUUUAUUGAAUAUUACUGGCAGGUCAAAAGAGUGUUUCAUUUGAUUGUUAGUAUAAGUGUUGUUUGUAUUCUAGGGAUCUUAGAAACAAUGCUCUGUCCUCUAUUCUGGAAGGAACCAGGAGUGCAUUUGAAGGACUUAAAAAGUUGGUUCUGCUGUAAGUAAAGAAAUUCAACUUAUUUGAUUUAGUUAUGCCAUAUGCAGUGUUGCUGAAUCAUAUGUAUGUAGUGAUGCUGUAAUUGGUGUAAAUGUGGAACUGACCAACUGAUUAUAGAAUUACAUUACAUAUGUCUACUUAAACAACCCUUUAGUCCUGAAAAUCUGUUUAGCCAUUUUUUUAUUAUCCUCCUUGAGGAAAUUUGUUGUAUCCACAUAAAACACACUGAGACAUUUUUCUCCUUUCAUCACAUGCUUGCUGGAUUAAAUACUUUGAAAUGAUUAUUUUAAGGAAGAACUAAAGGCAAUUCUCUUUUGGGAGUCUUAGAGUUAACUGUGCAUGCCACCUCUGAAUUAUUGUAUAUUGCAAUUGAUUUUGAUGAUUGUAUUGUGUGAUGUGUAGUUAAAUAUUUUUAAAUACCUUUGGAAUGAGAUGACCUAUAAACUUUGUAGGAGGCUUGAUGGAAAUGGUAUCCCUUGGAUAGCAGCAAAUGCAUUCUCUGGUCUUAAAUCAGUCAAAAGCUUGUAAGUAUAGUAUAUUUAUUUUUUUGUAAAUGCAUCUAGUUAGAGUACCGCUCUUUUUAGCCUAAUGAUAACUAAAUAAUCAUGUUUCUGUUACAAUUUUUCCCUCUAGUCAAACAUGUGUUUCACUGUGACAUUUCUGUUUUAGGAACCUUUCAGCUAAUAUUGUAGCAUAUAUUGAGGAGAAUGCUUUCUUGGAGGCCAAUGAGCUACAAUUUCUGUAAGUUGGAUAACUGUUACUUCUAUCUGUUUUGUUUAAAUACACAUUGAGGGGUGUCAUGAUAUGAAUUUUGGAAUGUGCUCAUGUGAGAGGACCUUCUCUUGUUUCACAGAUAUUUAAACACUACCCACCUUCUUUGUAACUGUGACCUCAACUGGCUACCUAGAUGGAUUAAAAAGAAGGAAGAAGACACAGAAGGAUUCAAAUCAAACAUACAUGCUGUUUGCCUACACCCUAAACCAGUAGAAAGAAGAAGCAUUUUUAACCUCAGUUCAUCUGAAUUUGUUUGUGGUAAGGAUUUUAACAGUAUGGGACUUCUUUUCCAACAGCCCAGUUGAUUCUAGGUCAGAACUUUCCUCUUUUAAAGAGGCCUAAGUUGCAAAGAACUGUGAUUAUACUUCUUCCUUUUUUUGAAGCAAACUUCCUCAGUGUUUGUUUAUACAUAAAGUAAUUACAAUAAAUAGGGUGUUGUGGUAUAAUCUAACUGACAGAAAAACACUACAAUCCCACAAACUCAAUUUUAUUAAACAGCAAGUUAUGUUCUUAAUGAGGGGCAACUAUCAAAAGCAGUACAAUACUUAUCAGUAAUUAACUUAAUUAAGCCCACCACAGUCUAUACUCUAGCUCACCACUAACACAAUCUCACUGCUGUCUCCAAAGUUUCUUGAAAUAAGUGAUCUUCUGCAGUAACUCUCUCUCUUGGUAUAGCUUUCAAAACAGUUGUCAAUGCGACAACAGCAAUUACUCCAACCACUACAUAAGUGAGUCUUUAUAUAUAUUCACAAAGUGUUCUGGAACAUUCUAGAAGCUGUCAUAAGAAUUAUUUUAGUACUUUUACAUUAUAAAUGUGUGACUCAAUGAGAUGUUUUGGAAAGUUCUAUGGUAUGCAAGUCAGCAUGACUCAGCAGUCAGGAGAUUUCUAGAAGCAACAACAAUUACCCAUAACAAGGGGAGAACUACUCCUUUAUGAAAUGCCAAAUAUAAUGAGAUUUGUGUGCUCCUACCGGGGACAUACAGCAGGUGAAAUGCAUUGUAUGAUUAUUCAACAUGCCUAGGAGACUGUGAUUAAAUUACCAGUAUGAAGCUCAUUCUAUCAAAUUGUGGCUUGUGCAUUUUUUUUUAAUUUUAUAAAUGUAUCCAACCCAUGAGCCAAUCAGAUAAUAUGUUGAUGCCUUUAAUUUUUUAGACAAGAAUGAUUACAAACCAGAGAUAACAACACAUCCACAAGGACACAAGGUUCUGCUUGGUAAGAAUGUUACAUUACAUUGUGUGGUCAGGCAGAGGAAUAGUACAAUCAAAGUUAACUGGACAAAGAACAACAAGCCUCUGGAAGGUGCAGACAUCACAAGCCAUGCUCAGGUUGGUGAGUUAGUUGUAAUGGGAUAUUCUGGAAAUGGUGUUAUCUUCCUUGUGUGAUAUAGAUUACUUGAAUAUUAUUUAAUUAAUAAUAACUUGUUAAUAUUUCACAUGCUCUUUUCACUCCCAAGAGUAACCAAAAGGAAUCUCUUUUCACCCUCUGACCCCCAAGAGUAACUAGACUGUAAUUUCCCUCUGCUAUCUCCCCUCUGAAUCACACAUUGAGUUCACAAAACUAAAGUAAAUGAUCCUCAACUGUAGAAGCCCUUAAUUGUGAAACAAAUUCUUCUUGUUAGCACCUUAGUGAAUGUAUAGAGAACAGUAUGGAGAAUAUGCAUACUGAUGUUAGGGUGUAAAGGUUCGAUAAAAUCUUUGUUCUUUGGAGUUGAAAAAGUAUCAGUUAGGGGAGGUUUUUUUUUCAACACCAAUUUCUCGGAAGUUAAGUUACAAGAGCUGUUUUGAAGACAGUGCAAAGAAUAUAUUUAGAUCUUUGGAGUGAAAGGGAGAUUGGCAAUGUGGCUGACUAUAGUCAUUCAAUUGAAUGGUUGGAUCUGAAUUUUGUACAUUUUUGAGAGGGCAGUAUGCAUGUUAGGGAGAGUGGGCCAGGAAAUGAGGCAAUGCGAAUCAUGGCUCCUUUUUCAGUGCUGUGGCAACCAUUACAAGCCAUUGUGGGCUAUUAAAAUCAAUCUCUAUCGAACUCACUUAAUAACCUGCUUGGUUUCUUGAACAUGUGUUCCCUUCUACAGACCAGUGAUGGCAAAAUGGUUACUUACAGCAGCGAGCUUCAUUUGGUAUCAGUGACAAACAAAGACAGUGGCAAUUAUCAGUGUGUGGCAACAAAUUAUUUUACACCUGUCCAGUCAAAGAUAGCUCAAAUCACAGUGCUUGGUAAGUGGAACAAACAUAUAGAUCAUAUCUGCAUAUAGGGUUUAACAAUAGCUUAAUUAACAAACUUGACACAGUGUCGAUUAUUGGGUAUUAAUAAAAUACAUAAAGAUCAAAGAGCUGGCUUAAGAAACAGAAUCUUUACUUUAGACAGGAAAUAUAUUAAAAUACUUAUGGUAUGAUUACUCUUUGUCAGAAGCUUCUGAUUCCUUUUUUUAAGUUUUCAAGUAUUGUAUAUUAUUCAAAAUUGUUGUUUAGUGCUCCUAGAUAGUCUACAUGGAAUAGAAACACCCUCCUUAUCCUCCUCUUCAUCCUGAAUUAAACUGUACCUGCCGAGGCUAAACUCAUUAUGUGAUAACACUGAUUGUGAUGUUUGUGUUAUAUACACAUUGUAGGAAAGGUGAAAUUGGAUUUGCAUAUGACAAAGCUGUAAAAAUGUUUCAGUUUUAAUAAGUUUCUUUUUCAAGAUUUUAUUUUUGUUGUAUUUAAGUUAUGAAAAUUGCCAUAAUAUGCGCCGGAAAACUUAAGUGAUAAAGUUGUAGUUGUUGCUAGUUUAUCUGACAAGGCACAUGACUGUACAAGUUUCCUAUACCAAUCCGAGUAUUGAGAAAAGAAAACAUAAAAACAACUUCACCUUUAUGGCAUUCUGGUAAUCUGGAAACUUAUAUCAUUUUCCAGUUGUUGGAAGUCUUGAAAUGUGAGUGUGGUUAUUGAUAAUAAUUUUUCUGAGAACAUUAUAGAAGAAAUACCUUGAUUGACUUAGUAGCCAUAUUAUUUGGAAACCAGCUUCGUCAGUGGUGGUCCCGAUAUUAUACAUCUAUAACGAAAAAAUGCCUUGGAAUAGGUCCUGGAAUUUUAUGGAAUCUCGUGUAAUUUCGAUCUUGUUUGUUUUGUUUUCCAGUUUUCCCCAGGAUCAAAGAGAAACCGUCUGACACAUUUGUUAAAGGAGGUGAAACUUUUGAGCUGCGUUGUGAAGCUGACGGUUCCCCAGAACCACAGGUCUCGUGGCAAAAAGAUGGGGGUUCAAACUUCCCUGCAGCUAGUGAGAAGCGCAUAUAUUAUUCGCCUGAGAGGAAAGUGUACGUGAUUAGGAAUGCUCAACCAGAGGAUACUGGAGAAUACAUCUGCAGCGCAGCAAAUGAUGCUGGUUCUGUCAAUUCAUCAGCCUUUGUUACUGUCUUAAGUGAGUGGCUCUCAUUAUGUCUUAUUUUGAAUAAAUAAAAUUAAAAUUCACAAGGUAACCAGGUGGACCAUCAGACAUGGUUUGAUGCUACUCUGGUUUAAAGAUGUAAUGAAUGUAACCGAGAAGUUAGAGAAUUUUACUCUCCUGUCUAUUUCCUUCAUUAGGAGUGAUCUAAUUGCUGUAACAAGAGGUACUUUUAUAUACUCACUAGUUAGCUGCCCUUUUUUCCGACGAGGUGUAAAUAACCUUUUCAGACUUGAGGGGAUAUCUUUGCCAAACCUAGGGAUGCUGUUACAAAAGAACAACGAACCGACGCUUUUUAUUCUAUUCCGUGCAAGGACUGUGAUCACGAGUAUAUCAGACAGACCAAACGUUAGUUUGGUACACGAUUGAAAGAGCAUCAAAAGGCGGUUUUCUUUCGCAAAAGAGAAAAUUCAGCUUUGUCGGAGCACACAUGCCUAAUCAACCAUACAAAUGUGUGGGAUAAUUCUAGAAUUAACACCACUAAUCGACGUUACCACCAGCGCCUUUGUUUGGAAGCCUGGCGUACGAACUCCGCCCACGCUCCUUUAAAUCGUGAUUAUGGCGGCUUACUACCUGACGUCUAUUUACACCUCGUCAGAAAAAUAGGCAGAUAAUUAGUGAUCAUAGAAAAGGACCUGUAGUUGCAGCGAUUAGAUCACCCCUGAUGAAGGCACUAGGCAGGAAUGUCGAAACGAUGGGUCCGUGAAUUGUAACUUUUCGGUUACAUUCAUUAAAUCUUUAAACCAGAGUAGCAUCAAACCAUGACUAAAUGAAAAUUGCAAUGUACACUCCAUUAAGCCCCUUUUUAACUGAUAUGCCCUCUCUCGCACUCAUAAGCACUACUACACAGGUCCCAAGGACUGCUAUUCUCAUUAUGAGGAUAGACCUGCCUCCAAAAUCAGACAAUUAUUCUGAAGGGUUUAAAAUACUUAGGGAAUUGAUCCUAGCACCAAAGAGUAAACUCGCGCAGUUUUGUUAGCAGACUGUUCGCUGAUUUGAAAGUAGCAUUAAUGCAAGUGUAUUGAAAUUUGAUCAAUGUUCGUUUGUUCGCGUGGGAAUUUCCAGCUUGUCGUUGUGGAGAAAUGUGUAUUCGUAAUUAGGAUUCACUGUUAAGAGGUAUGCUUACACUAGGUACUUUUUGGUGUCUCUAGAAGCGCCACACGUUGUGCAUCCUAUACGAAGUGAAGUUGUGGUGACUGUAGGUGACAAUGCGGUGCUGCAGUGUUUUGUCACUGGUGCUCCAGGACCCACAGUGACGUGGUUUAAGAGUGGUAGGGUCGUAAAGAGGAGCAGCCGUAUUAUGUUUGCUGAAGCAGGCCAAGUGCUGGUUAUAACCGAGGUCAAGGAAGACGAUGGCGACAAGUACUCUUGCGAGGCUUCAAACUCGGAGGGAACUCUCAAGCAGAGCACAGAGCUUUAUGUAGAACCAGGUAUGGGUGUGAAUGUCAUUGAAUCAUCCCCACCUUGAAUUUGUAGAUAGCAUAGAGAUCAAUAUCCCUCCAGAUCAGAUUCUGAAUUUGAUUUCUAAUAGCUGGGGGAAAAAAAAAAAGACAUUUAACAAUUUGCUAACGAAAAGCAAGAACAAUCACACCACGGCAAAAGCAGACAAAAAGUAAAACAAGACUAAAAAACAACAAAAACGAAAACAAAAACAAAAACUAAAAAAAUAACAGUUUGAACAUUAAAACGACGCUGCAAGUGGAAAUAUUUCCCCUAUGUCAAUUAUGAACCAAAGUAAACUGUUAGAAAAGAAGAAGUUAUAAGCGAAAAGAGUGUCAUGGGAAAGAAAGACGUAAACGUUGGGUUUCACUUUUAGUAGAGAUAUUUUAGUUUAGUUUGCUAUUGUUGGAUAAUGCUUCUCCAGGUUUGUAAGCAUUUCUGUUGUUUUACAGAAAAAUGCACGAGCGUUGGCACUACCGAAAAGACGAACAAAUCAAAGUACGUGAAGUACGAUAAGAAAACGUUUCUUGGAAUCAUUGUUGUUGUAGUGGUGUCCUGCAUUGUGGUUACAUCAAUGGUGUGGCUCUUCAUUCAGUACAAUACCCUUUCCUGCGGAAAGAAGGCGUCUCCAAGAAGACGUCCACAGCACGUGUCGCAUUUUGAACCGGAGCUCUGUGACGAGGCGAAUGCGAAGGCUUUUGAACACGAAGGUAUCAGCUACAUUCCUUUAAAAUCGUCUAGUUCAAGUAGCACUCAAAACAGCCGCGAGUCGCCACGAUCGACGGCAACGUUUAUUACUUCAUCAGAGUCUGCGCAAGGGCCGUGUAUGAAUCUUGUGUCAAGCUCGGAAAACGCUUCGGGUUCCGAAGAGAAAUCGUCCACAGGCGACAAUGUCUCAUCGGAGAACUCGCUGAAGGGUAGUCAUAGCUCUCUGACAUCGUCAUAUCCUUCAGACGCUUGUCUUUCCAGUUAUCAACAAGUGGUGACUUCAGCACAAAUUCAUGUUUCUGAUAGUGACUCCGAGAAGCAUAGACCGUGUAAUAUACGGAAAAAAUCUGAAACUGAAGAUCCAGGCGAAGGAGAUGGACAAAAAAGUCUAGGCUUUCCGAGGCAUUACCAUGAACAUACUACAUUGCUUCAGAGACCAUUGAGAACUAAUGACGACAACGUUUCCCUGCCAGAUGAUGCAAACAAAGAUGUUUGCGUGACAGUAUAUCCUCUGGCGGAAGCAGAUACGUCUUGCGUGACUGAUAGCUUAGGCUGUUCGGAAACGUAGCAUUUGUCAUUUUUAUAAUAUGAUAA